AUGGAUGACGUUGAUUCAGUUUUGGUAGAUAAUGUUAAAUCAUUUGCCGCAGGAGGUUUUGGCGGUAUAUGUGCAGUAUUAACUGGACACCCAUUUGAUUUAGUAAAAGUUAGAUUACAAACAGGAUUAUAUAAUUCAUCAAUUCAAUGUGUUAAAGAUACCAUUGCUAAGGACGGUUUGAAAGGACUUUAUAGAGGUGUUUUACCACCGUUAUUAGGGGUUACACCAAUGUUUGCAGUUUCAUUUUGGGGUUAUGAUGUAGGUAAAAAAUUAGUUGGAAAUUUUACUGGUAAAACUAUUGACAAUUUUACAAUUGCAGAUAUUUCAACUGCAGGAUUUAUAAGUGCGAUCCCAACUACUUUAGUUGCAGCUCCAUUUGAAAGAGUUAAAGUUAUGAUGCAAAUUCAAGAAGGUGCAAAAACAAAAAGUAUGGGAGCUGUUAUUGCUGAAAUGUAUAAAACUGGUGGUAUUAGAUCAAUUUUUAAAGGAUCUGCUGCUACUUUAGCAAGAGAUGGACCAGGAUCUGCAUUAUAUUUUGCAACUUAUGAAUAUAUAAAAGCUAAAUUAUCUAGUCCAGGUAAAGACUUAUCAAUUGGUGCAAUCAUGACUGCAGGUGGUUGUGCUGGUGUUGCAAUGUGGUUAGGUGUUUUCCCUAUAGAUACAAUUAAAUCAAGUCAACAAUCCUCAAAUGUACCAAUUUCAAUUUCACAAACAGCCAAAAAUAUUUAUGCUAAAGGUGGUAUAAAAGCAUUUUUCCCAGGUGUUGGACCAGCUUUAUGUAGAUCGUUCCCUGCUAAUGCCGCCACAUUUUUAGGUGUUGAAGUUGCUAGAAAAUUUUUAGAUAAAAUUAUAUAA
Lodderomyces pseudojiufengensis is the source of this 855-nucleotide messenger RNA. It is a transcript of the gene CRC1, whose product is annotated as carnitine:acyl carnitine antiporter. Gene Ontology annotation, biological process: mitochondrial transport; carnitine transmembrane transport. The record is from RefSeq and is a predicted model, not a curated record. The transcript has a single exon. Gene Ontology annotation, molecular function: O-acyl-L-carnitine transmembrane transporter activity. NCBI's taxonomy places the organism in Eukaryota, Fungi, Ascomycota, Pichiomycetes, Serinales, Debaryomycetaceae. Gene Ontology annotation, cellular component: mitochondrial envelope. Bases 1 to 855 code for a protein of 284 amino acids.